AAAGCUUAUCUUCAAUCCAAAAACCACACUACCCAGAAAUGGCUUUGUAUAGUGUCCCAGAAAUUGCUCUCAAUUCUGGCCAAAAAAUGCCUGUUUUGGGACUGGGCACAGCAACUUUUCCACGUGUGGCUGCAAAAGUAGUUAUACAAGCAGUGCUCCAAGCAAUUGAGCUUGGCUACAGACACUUUGACACAGCUUCUGUGUACCAAACUGAAUCAACUCUUGGUGCAGCGAUAGAAGAAGCUCUUCGACUUGGCUUAGUCAAAUCCCGGGAUGAGCUCUUCAUCACCUCCAAGCUAUGGUGUACUGAUUCUCAUCCCCAACUUGUCCUCCCUACCCUUCAAAAGACCCUCAGGGAACUAAAGUUAGAGUACCUUGAUCUGUUUCUGAUACACUGGCCAAUGAGCAUGAAGCCUGGGGCUAUUGAGUACCCACCAAAGACAGAAGACAUAGUUCCAAUGGACUUCAAGUCUGUUUGGGAAGCCAUGGAAGAUUGCCAAAGACAAGGCCUCACAAAGUCCAUUGGAGUUAGUAAUUUCACUACUAAAAAACUUGAUCAAAUCCUUGCCUGUGCAACCAUCCCUCCAGCUGUCAAUCAAGUGGAAUUGAACCCAUAUUGGCAACAAAAGAAGCUAAGAGAUUAUUGCAAGGCCAAUGGAAUCAUUGUAGCGGCAUUCUCUCCUCUUGGGGCAGCUGGAACCAGUUGGGGCUCUAGCAGAGUUAUGGAGUCUCAGGUCCUAAAUGAUAUUGCAAAGGCCAAAGGGAAGAGUGUUGCGCAGGUUUGUCUGAGGUGGGAGUAUGAACAAGGGGUUGCAAUAGUGGCCAAAAGUUACAACAAGGAGAGAAUGAAACUAAACCUUGAGAUAUUUGAUUGGGGUUUGAAUGAAGAAGAGACUAAGAAGAUUGGUGAGAUCCCCCAAAGUAGGGUCCAUCGUGGAGAAGAGUUCAUCUCUGUCACUGGGCCUUUCAAGACAGUUGAGGAGCUCUGGGAUGGAGAACUUUGAUGGUGUUGAUCUUGAAUCAUUUCUAUGGACAAACUAGCUUGUGAAAUAUGUAUGUCGCUUGAUUGAACUGAUGUGGUGUGAACAUCUUGUACUUUUGUUGUAUAAUAGUGUGAGACUCCUGUUGUGGCGGGAUAGUUGACAUACAUCAGUUUCCCGGUGGGGGUCCCUUCCUAUGAGUUGGGUUAAAUCUAACUGACAAUCGAUUAUUCUAAGACCAGGCCUGCGGAAGCAAUGAUAUUCGCAAGGAGCUUCCUUUUUUCGAUUUAAAAAAAAUAUAUAUAUCAUGUAAUAAAAAUAAGACUCAAAAAGUCACUUUGGAUUGAACUCAAA
Camellia sinensis is the source of this 1334-nucleotide messenger RNA. Its product is annotated as non-functional NADPH-dependent codeinone reductase 2. The record is from RefSeq and is a predicted model, not a curated record. Gene Ontology annotation, molecular function: oxidoreductase activity, acting on the CH-OH group of donors, NAD or NADP as acceptor. NCBI's taxonomy places the organism in Eukaryota, Viridiplantae, Streptophyta, Magnoliopsida, Ericales, Theaceae.